Cloeon dipterum is the source of this 913-nucleotide messenger RNA. RefSeq lists its product as uncharacterized. The transcript has 5 exons. The record is from RefSeq and is a predicted model, not a curated record. Bases 258 to 821 code for a protein of 187 amino acids. NCBI's taxonomy places the organism in Eukaryota, Metazoa, Arthropoda, Insecta, Ephemeroptera, Baetidae.
AACAACAAAAUAUGAAAUGAACUUUUAUUUACCGACUGCAUUUAAACUAAUUCACCUCAGUUCUAAAUUUUUAUUGAUUUAUUUUCUGGACUAAAAGUAUCAAUUUAUUUAUUUAGCAAGUCGAACGAAUUUUUCUUAAAGUAUUUAAAAAUUCUCCUCCGCAGCAGUGUAUUUGUUCUCCCUGCUCUCAUGUGUGAUAAAAAGCCGGCUCUACGUCUAAUUUUGGCAAUUUAGAUUUGGCGCGUUGCAGAGAAAACAUGUCGCUCGUCUGGGUUUUGGGUUUGCUCCUCUUUUCGUCUACAGUGGCCGCGGAAAACUCGUUCACCGAGAUUUUAUCCGAAGUUCGGAGUCUCAAAAGCGCUCUAAAUGAGUUGUCCCGAAAGCUGCUGUGCAAUCCAAAUGGUUUGCCCAUGCACACUUUGAACAAUGGCGAAACGUACUUCUUCUCCACUACUCAUAUUGGCGCGGAGUUGAGCUGGUACAGAGCCAAGCAGUUCUGCAAAACGAACAAAAUGGACCUGGCAUCGCCAAAGACGCAGGAGGAAAUAAAUCUUUUGGUUCGCAAGGGCAAAGAAAUCGAUGAAGAGGUAACUUGGCACCUGUCUGCGACGGACGUUGGCCGAGAGCAUGGCGACUUCCGGUGGGCCGACGGCGAUGUUCUGCAUUUAAACAGUUCGUUGUGGCAGUCUCGGCCUGGCAGCUUUCAAAGGGGCGAGCAGUUGUGCGCCUACGUUAACCCUGAGCAGACCGACAAGUUGAAAGUCCACAAUUGCAUCAUCAGGGCUAACAUCAUCUGCCAACUCCCUGCUAAGUGCAAAUAAAUGAAUAUUUUGUAUACUAACUAAAUAAACGAUUUUUUUGGUAAUUGAUUUCGUUUAAUUUAAUUAAGAAGAAGGAGAGAGAUAAGUUUUAU